Molecule: messenger RNA, 765 nt
Organism: Sordaria macrospora k-hell
Lineage: Eukaryota; Fungi; Ascomycota; Sordariomycetes; Sordariales; Sordariaceae
Source: RefSeq, a predicted model, not a curated record
AUGGGCAACUUGGCAACUGGGAAAGUACCACAAGCGACAAGUCAGAUUCAAACCUGGCUAUGGGACGUCCAGACCACAGCAGCCUUGCCGUACAACAAAAUGUCGAAUAUCAUGAACAGCAACUCCACUCACGAAGCUAAGCCAAAGCUCCCCAAGCAUGUAGUCCGUCGUUACAAGCUUAGGGGAAGCAUCAAGACCCAUGAUGACGAUAACUCCAGCAGCUCAACUCCCUCUCCUCGAUCUUCCACCACAACCAGCUUGGGUUUGGCUACCAUCCACAAGGAUACCGUCCACAAGGGACCCAUUCACGAAGGCCCAGUACAUGAAGAUCCCAGUUAUGUCCACCAAGGUCCGGUAUUUGUUCACGAUGAUUACGAGAAACAGAGUGCAACCAGCAGCAGUAACGGUAGCAGCAGCUCGACUUCCUCGCCUCCUACCGCCGAGGAGAAGGCCACCAUCACCGCCAAUCACACCACCAACACCACUACAACCACCACAACCGCCACCACUACCACCAACCCCCCUACCGGCAACAGCUGCCACAUGACAUCAGCCUUCAUCCUAAUGGAGCAGCACAGUAUCGACAUUGAAACCGUCACCAACGAGCAGUGGGAAGAAAUAAUGUGGUACCAGGUGGCGGUGGUUCGAAAGCAAAGGAGGGAGAAGAGACGGGGCGGACACCAAACGCAUUGCGGAGAAAUUUUUGCUGGCCCUUCUGAGACCGAGGAGGGGGAGAGUGUGAAGGCCGAGGGGAAGAGGCAGUAG